Messenger RNA from Pteronotus mesoamericanus, 4497 nucleotides. It is a transcript of the gene INPP5D, whose product is annotated as inositol polyphosphate-5-phosphatase D. Gene Ontology annotation, molecular function: phosphatase activity. The transcript is spliced from 25 exons. Gene Ontology annotation, biological process: negative regulation of neutrophil differentiation; positive regulation of B cell differentiation; regulation of immune response. Gene Ontology annotation, cellular component: cytosol. NCBI's taxonomy places the organism in Eukaryota, Metazoa, Chordata, Mammalia, Chiroptera, Mormoopidae. The record is from RefSeq and is a predicted model, not a curated record. Bases 1 to 3348 code for a protein of 1115 amino acids.
AUGAGGUUCUUCACCAAGCUGGACCAGCUCAUCGAGUUUUACAAGAAGGAGAACAUGGGCCUGGUGACCCACCUGCAGUACCCGGUGCCGCUGGAGGAGGAGGACCCGGGCGACGAACCAGAGGAGGAGACAGAAAGUGUCCCGUCUCCACCUGAGCUGCCACCGAGAAACAUCCCGCUUUCUGCCGGGCCAUGCGAGGCCAAGGAGGCUCCUCUCUUGGGCGAGAAUCCAAGAGCCACGGAGGGCAGCCGGCCCAGCCUCUCCGAGACGCUCUUUCAGCGGCUCCAGAGCAUGGACACCAGCGGGCUUCCGGAAGAGCAUCUGAAGGCCAUCCAGGAUUACUUAAGCACUCAGCUCGCCCUGGACGCCGAGUUCGUGAAGACGGGCUCCAGCGGCCUCCCUCAUCUGAAGAAACUGACAGUGCUCCUGUGCAAGGAGGUCUACGGAGAAGUCAUCCGGACCCUUCCCUCCCUGGAGUCUCUGCAGAGGUUGUUUGACCAGCAGCUCUCCCCGGGCCUCCGUCCGCGGCCUCAGGUGCCUGGUGAGGCCAGUCCAGUCAACAUGGUGACCAAGCUCAGCCAACUGACAAGUCUACUGUCCUCGAUUGAAGAUAAGGUCAAGGCCUUGCUGCACGAGGGCCCCGAGGCUCCCAACCGGCGGUCUCUCAUCCCUCCAGUCACCUUUGAGGUGAAGUCAGAGUCUCUGGGGAUUCCUCAGAAACUGCAGCUCAAAGUCGAUGUUGAAUCUGGGAAACUGAUCAUUAAGAAGUCCAAGGAUGGCUCUGAGGACAAGUUCUACAGCCACAAGAAAAUCCUGCAGCUCAUCAAGUCUCAGAAGUUUCUGAACAAGUUGGUGAUUUUGGUGGAAACAGAGAAGGAGAAGACCCAGAGGAAAGAAUACGUUUUUGCUGACUCCAAGAAGAGAGAAGGCUUCUGCCAGCUCCUGCAGCAGAUGAAGAACAAGCACUCGGAGCAGCCGGAGCCCGACAUGAUCACCAUCUUCAUCGGCACCUGGAACAUGGGUAACGCCCCCCCUCCCAAGAAGAUCACGUCCUGGUUUCUCUCCAAGGGGCAGGGAAAGACGCGGGAUGACUCUGCUGACUACAUCCCCCACGACAUCUACGUGAUCGGCACCCAGGAGGACCCCCUGGGCGAGAAGGAGUGGCUGGAGAUACUCAAAAACUCCCUGCAAGAAAUCACCAGCAUAACUUUUAAAACGAUCGCCAUCCACACCCUCUGGAACAUUCGAAUUGUGGUGCUGGCCAAGCCGGAGCACGAGAACCGGAUCAGCCACAUCUGCACUGACAACGUGAAGACAGGCAUCGCCAACACUCUGGGGAACAAGGGAGCUGUGGGGGUAUCAUUCAUGUUCAAUGGGACCUCCUUGGGGUUUGUCAACAGCCACUUGACUUCUGGAAGCGAAAAGAAACUCAGGCGAAACCAAAACUACAUGAACAUUCUUCGGUUUCUGGCUCUGGGAGACAAGAAACUGAGUCCCUUUAACAUUACUCACCGCUUCACCCACCUCUUCUGGCUCGGGGAUCUCAACUACCGCGUGGAGCUGCCCACCUGGGAGGCAGAAGGCAUCAUCCAGAAGAUCAAGCAGCAGCAGUACUCAGACCUCCUGUUGCACGACCAGCUGCUCAUGGAGAGGAAGGAGCAGAAGGUCUUCCUGCACUUCGAGGAAGAAGAAAUCACGUUCGCGCCCACCUACCGUUUUGAAAGACUGACUCGGGACAAAUAUGCCUACACUAAGCAGAAAGCCACGGGGAUGAAGUACAACCUGCCGUCCUGGUGCGACCGCGUCCUCUGGAAGUCCUACCCCCUGGUGCAUGUGGUGUGCCAGUCCUACGGCAGCACCAGCGACAUCAUGACGAGCGACCACAGCCCUGUUUUUGCCACUUUUGAGGCAGGAGUCACCUCCCAGUUUGUCUCCAAAAACGGCCCGGGGACUGUUGACAGCCAGGGGCAGAUCGAGUUCCUCAGAUGCUUCGCCACCCUGAAGACCAAGUCCCAGACCAAGUUCUACCUGGAGUUCCACUCGAGCUGCUUGGAGAGUUUUGUCAAGAGUCAGGAAGGAGAAAAUGAAGAAGGAAGCGAAGGGGAGCUGGUGGUGAAGUUUGGUGAGACUCUUCCGAAGCUGAAGCCCAUUAUUUCUGACCCCGAGUACCUGCUGGACCAGCACAUCCUGAUUAGCAUUAAAUCCUCCGACAGUGACGAGUCCUACGGCGAGGGCUGCAUCGCUCUACGGUUAGAGGCCACGGAAACCGAGCUCCCCAUCUACACGCCUCUCACCCACCACGGAGAGAUGACGGGCCACUUCCAGGGGGAGAUCAAGCUGCAGACCUCCCAGGGCAAGAUGAGGGAGAAGCUGUACGACUUCGUGAAGACUGAGCGGGAUGAGGCCAGCGGGCCCAAGUCUCUGAAGAGCUUCACCAGCCACGACCCCAUGAAGCAGUGGGAGUCUGCCAACAGGGUCCCUCACUGCGGUGGCUCCAACAUCACUGAAAUCAUCAACCCCAAUUACAUUGGCAUGGGGUCCUUGGGGCACAUGAAGCAGGCACCAUCCCCCGACCAGCAGCCCACAGCCUGGAGCUACGACCAGCCGCUCAAGGACCCCUCCCUGGGACCCGGGAGGGGGGAGAGCCCUCCGACGCCGCCCUCGCAGCCGCCCGUAUCGCCCAAGAAGUUUUCGUCCUCCUCCUCGACCCGCGGUCCCUGUCCCAGGACACAGGAAUCCAGGCCUGGCGAUGCGGGGAAGAACGCAGCGGAACCUUUGCCUCAGGAAGAGCCUGAGCUGGCCAAGCCCGAGAUGUUUGAGAACCCGCUGUACGGGUCUGUGAGUUCUUUCCCUAAGCCGGCUCCCAGGAGAGAGCAAGAAUCUCCCAAAAUGCUGAGGAAGGAGCCCCGGCCAUGCCCAGACACAGGAUCCUUGUCGCCCAGCAUCCUGCUCUCCAAAGCCCAGGACGCCGAGGGCAGCAAGGGGACAGGCAAGCCGGUGCCCACGCCCUUCGUCAGCCCCACGCCCCGGCUCCGCUCCUUCACUUGCUCGACCUCUGCCGAGGGCCGGCCGGCCACUGGGGACAAGAGCCAGGGGAAGCCCAAGGCCCCUGCCACCGCCCAAGCCCCAGUGCCAGCCAAGAGGCCCAUCAAGCCUUCCAGGUCGGAGCUGAGCCAGCAGGCCCCGCCCACGCCGGCUCCACGGCCCCCUCUCCCCGCCAAGAGCCCGGCAGUCCUGCACCUGCAGCACUCCAAGGGCCGCGACUACCGCGAGAACGCCGAGUUCCCCCACCAGGGCAAGCACCGGCCCCCCGAGGACACGCCGCUCAGCAGGGCUGCCAUGCAGUGAAGCGCCUGGUGAGCUGCUCGCAAGACGGGAGCCCAGAGGAGCAGCACCAAGCCACCCCGACCCUCCCCUGGGACGUGCUGCUGGCCCCUCCUACCCAGCUUCCCAUGCAGGACUUCGUACUUUUCAGGAGAAGCCCAGCGCCUGUGUGAUCAGCAGAGUGUGCCGGCUUCGAAACUUGGCCCCACGGGCUGAGGCUGGGAGGGAAAGUGCCCCCGACAGGCACCAGCCAACUUGCACCCUUGGGCCCCCAGCUUGAUCGUGGUACUUGGGACCCAAGAGCCUUGUUCUGGUCGCCAUUUUGAACUAAAAAUGCUGAUUUCCGGGUGGAAAUAGAAAUAAUAAUAAUAUUAAUAAUAAUAAUAAUGGCUGCAUGUAUCGAGCACUCACCACAUGCCAGGUACCUGCUAACUGCUUCACAAACAGUAUGAGUUGAGUCUUCUUCAGCCAAGCGAAGCCACAUUCCCAGACCCCCAGUUCAAAACAGCAUGUCCUGAGUGGUUUGGACAAAGCAUUAAAAAUUAAGGCCGGUGCCCUGCUGGAGUGAGACAGGGCUUGGACUGCAGGAAGCUGAAGAGUGAGUGUUAAUUUAGGGUACAAGAAACCUGGCCUUGGGGCUUUGGUGACAAAAACUGCUUUAGGUAAAGUCCCAGGGGCUCGGGGCAGAGCCGGUGCUGAGAGCAGGGUUCUGGCCGGUCCUCUCAGUUCUUCAUUCGAAGGAGGACGGGCCCCUCUGAUUCUUCAGUGGGGAGGUCCGGCUUCAGCCCAGGCUGGAGACGCCCGGGCCUGAGUCAGGGCCCCUGUGCCCCAACUGCUGUGGCCGCGGCUGAGCCAGGCCCCCAACACUUACCCCAUCGUGCUAAUCCCAGAGCGUCUGCUGCUGCUCCUGAACCUGAGCGCCCUGCCUGGCUGCCUGGGACAGGGGGCGGCGGGGAGCAUCUCAGUGCCUGGCUCUCAAAACAGCACGGCCUUUUCUCUGAGCUCCCGUGGCCGCGGGCCCUGCUUCCCUGAUUGCUAGAAUCGAUCCGUGAUGUCUUUCCUUGUGUUGCUUUCUCACAUAACAGAAUUAACGUAGGAAACCAAAUCCAGAAGUGUGCUUGUGAGUACGAGAGACUGGAUACAUCCCCACGUCCCCUCGUGUGCCAGUCUGUG